Messenger RNA from Quercus robur (English oak), 459 nucleotides. RefSeq lists its product as uncharacterized. The record is from RefSeq and is a predicted model, not a curated record. The transcript has 2 exons. Bases 1 to 459 code for a protein of 152 amino acids. NCBI's taxonomy places the organism in Eukaryota, Viridiplantae, Streptophyta, Magnoliopsida, Fagales, Fagaceae.
AUGGAUAGAUCUACCAGAAGCACUAUACUAUUUCUUUUUUGGUUCAUUUUUAUUGCUCUUCAAAUUCUCCCAACCAUUGGAGAAGGAGGACAACACUAUGCCCAAAACCAGGAGGAGAAACCCUCUAUUGCAAAGAUAGUGACAGAUGCAAUUUCUAUAAUGAAAGAGUCCCAUGAAAGUUCUUGGAACAAAAUCAAAGCUAUUAUAAAACAAGUGCACUUGCAAAUUUCCCCUCCAAAUCUUGAUUUCAGGGGCAAGGAUGAAGCCAAUCCUGAGGAUAGCAACGCCGGAGGAAAGAUGAAAGAGGCGGCUGAAAAUAGUUUUGGAACAAGCAAACAUACCGUGGAAGAAUCUGCUAAAUCGGCAGCUAAAGUAGUGGGAGAGGCGAUGCACAAGAAGAAAGAGAAGGUGAAGGAGAGUCUUACAUCUGAUAAAGAUGAGUCUGAUGCAGAGCUUUAA